AGAAAAGAAGAGGAAACCUGUAAAACGAUAAAAACCAGGAAGAAAACGAAAAAACGACCACUUUGUGUUUGUUGGCGAUUUUGUUCCAGUUCAGGAUUUGUGAUUUUGCACUUUUUCGGCAAGGAUAACGUGAAAUUUCGCGAAUUUAAGGUUCACAUCCAACACAGAAAUGCUUUCUUCGGGUUCGGCCGCCAUCGGCGUUAGUGCCCUGGCCUCCACGGCCUACGGAAACGAGCGUACGGAAGUGGCCGAGUACGCCAACGAGGGUGGCUUUUUUCAUGCCGACUACAAAAAACAUGAUGAUCUGAAACAGAUGCUCGACAGCAAUAAGGACAGCCUGAAGCUGGAGGCGAUGAAGCGUAUCAUCGGGAUGAUCGCGAAGGGCCGGGAUGCAUCGGACUUAUUCCCGGCCGUGGUGAAGAAUGUGGUGUCGAAGAACAUCGAAGUGAAAAAGCUGGUGUACGUGUAUCUCGUACGAUACGCCGAGGAGCAGCAAGAUCUAGCGCUGCUAUCCAUAUCCACCUUUCAGCGGGCCCUGAAAGAUCCGAAUCAGCUGAUUCGGGCCAGUGCACUACGCGUGCUAUCCAGCAUUAGGGUUUCUAUGAUUGUACCGAUCGUGAUGCUGGCGAUCCGUGAUUCUGCCUCGGACAUGAGCCCCUACGUACGCAAAACAGCGGCUCAUGCGAUUCCGAAGCUGUACCAUCUCGAUCCAGAACAGAAGGAGGAACUGAUGGUCGUGAUUGAGAAGCUGCUGGCCGAUCGUACUACGCUGGUGGUUGGUUCAGCAGUGAUGGCAUUCGAAGAAGUGUGUCCAGAACGAACGGAACUGAUCCAUAAGAAUUACCGUAAACUGUGCAAUCUACUGGCCGACGUGGACGAGUGGGGUCAGGUGCUGAUCAUCAACAUGCUGACUCGCUACGCUAGAACACAAUUUCUCGAUCCUAAUGCUGAGGACGAUUAUGAUUACGAUGAGGAGGAGAAUAAACCGUUCUAUGAGGAUGAUUCUAAUUCCGACGGUUCCGGUGGUGAAAAAGAUCGCAAGGGUAGUUCGGACGUUUCCCCACGCAAAACCUAUACGCUCGACAUCGACCAUCGGAUGCUGUUGCGGCAGACGAAACCACUGCUGCAGAGCCGUAACGCAUCGGUGGUGAUGGCGGUCGCUCAGCUAUAUCAUCACGUUGCUCCACGCACUGAAGUUGAGAUCGUUGCCAAGGCACUGAUACGCCUGCUGCGUAGCUAUAAGGAAGUGCAGAGCGUGGUGCUGACGUGCAUCGCUUCGAUGUCGAUCGAACGGAAAUCGAUCUUCGAACCGUUCUUGAAGUCAUUCUUUGUACGCACUAGCGAUCAAACGCAUAUUAAGCUGUUAAAGUUGGAAAUUAUGACGAAUCUGGCCACGGCUACCAGCAUUUCGGUGAUACUGAGAGAGUUCCAGACGUACAUCAGUAGCAACGAUAAGGACUUUGUGGCCUCGACGAUACAAGCCAUUGGGAGAUGUGCCGUGUCCAUCUCGGAAGUGACCGAAACCUGUCUGAGCGGUUUGGUGCAUCUUCUCUCGAACAAAGAUGAAUAUGUCGUAGCGGAGAGUGUGGUCGUGAUUAAGAAGCUGCUGCAAACACAGAAGGAAGAACAUUUCGAGAUCAUCUCCCAAAUGGCCAAGCUUCUCGAUUUCAUCCAGGUACCAGCGGCCCGUGCCUCAAUUCUCUGGCUGAUUGGCGAGUACAACGAAAAGGUGCCCAAGAUAGCGCCCGACGUGUUGCGCAAGCUCGUCAAAACGUUUAUCGAUGAGCAGGACAUUGUGAAACUGCAGGUGUUGAACCUGGCGGUUAAGCUGCAUCUUACGAAUCCCACUCAAACGGCAUUGCUGUGUCAGCAUUUGCACAACCUGGCCCGCUAUGAUCCGAACUAUGAUAUACGUGAUCGUGCGCGGUUCUUGAAACCUUUUCUACUGGCUAAUGGCACCCAGUCGGUUCUGCAAGAAGCGGGCAAAAGGAUAUUCUUGGCCGAGAAACCGGCACCGACACUCGAAAGCAAGUACCAUGGUCGGCGUCAGUAUCAACUCGGUUCACUGUCCCACUAUCUUAACAUGCCUACGACCGGGUAUCAGGAUUUACCGACGUGGCCGACGGUUGCACCGGACAGUUCGGUGCGGCAUGUGGAACAACCGACAGCGGUCGGAUCUGGCGCUGGGGACGAUUAUCUAGGAGGCGGUAGAGGAGGUGAUAGUCGUACAGGCAGUGGAAAUGCCGCGUCCGGUGGAGGCGCAGAUCGCCGUAAAAAGAAAACAAAAUCGUUCUAUUCGGGAUCAGAGGACAAAAGUAGCACUACGACAGAGGGCGCUUCCUCCGCAGGAUCGUCGUCGGAUUCGGAAUCCAGCUCGGGUUCUGGAUCGACCUCGGGUUCAUCUUCUUCCGGAUCGGGCUCCUCGAGCGGUUCUAGCGAAAGUGGAAGCGGUAGUGAGAACAGUAGCGGUGGUGAAUCAUCAGCAGCCAGUGAGGAUGAGGAGCAGCUGGGUGUGGAUGGAGCAUCUUCGAAGCGGUCGAACGCGAAAAACAAACAUCGAAACGAGGAAGAUCGAUUCUCGAAAACGGCCUACAACGAGGUCGAGGGAAUAAGCCAGUCGAAGCAGGAAAGCUCCACGGAGGAUAGCGAGGAAGACAGCAGCAGUGAUAGCUACGAUUCUUCCACUUCCGGUUCAGCGUCUUCCGGAUCAUCUUCUGGAAAGAAGAAGCCUUCCAAGGUGUCUGCUGUCUCUUCUGCCAAUAAGCCACAGUCGGAGUCGAAGAAGGGCCGCGAUGUAAAACAGAAAGCAUCAUCAACGGUGUCAGCAGCAGCAACAGCACCACCUGCUAAAAGCAAUCUCGAUCUUCUGCUUGACUUGGAUGAUAUUCCACCAAUCGGUCCGGUAAUGACCCCUUCGAUGGGUGGCUUCCUCACGCCAAUGACAGCCCCUGGUGGUGGUUUCGUUGCGGGGGGCGCAUCGGUUGAGCUUGUCGGUCCCAGUUUCAUUCCGUCCAAAAAGCGUGAGUUAUUGAACAAAGUGAACGGUUUUGGGCUCGGCAUCGAGUAUCGGUUCGUUCGCGCACCACAUUUGUACUCCUCUCGUAUGGUUUCCGUCGAGUUGGUCUUCACCAACUACGGCAACGUGGAGCUAGUGGACAUAGAGGUGGGCAAAAAGGCGAACCUGCCAGCGGGAGUAGCGGUGAACGAUUUCGCGCCCAUCAGUCGACUGAAUCCCGGCCAAUCCGUCGUGGGAAUGCUGGGCGUUGAUUUCAACGAUUCCACCCAACCGAUCGCGUUCGAGAUAAGGUCGGGCAGUGGUACGAGCCAGGUGACGUUGAAGGCAUCGGUCGGGGAGAUGGUGCGAUCUGUCGCCAUCUCGGAAGCAACAUUCGAUGCCGAGAGAAGCAAAUUGCGUGGUAUGACCGAACAUUCCUGUAGUCUAGAGCUAAACGAGUCGCUUUCGCCAACGGACAAAAGCCUUCAGAAGGCCGUGUUUGAGGCCAGUAACGUUGCAAACGUGGCUUUAAGCGGUGAUGAGCCGGCUCAACGGUAUUUGUUUGCCGGGCAAACGAUGAGCUCGAAAAGUCUGGUGCUGAUUGUGCUGGAGCAGAAAAAAGGAUCCGCCGCUGCUGCUGACUAUCUUCUUACCGUGAACUGUGAGAAGCUGGUCGUUGGGUCGAUGCUUUUGAAUGAGCUAAAGGCGGUGUUAAAGAAGUAAGGAAAGGCUGAAGUGUGGGGGACACUAUUCCGAGCGGAAUCCAAUUAUUAGUUAUCGAAAUAUGUAUGAGAAACUUUAAAUGCGAAAAUAAAAUACUCCAACGUCUAAUUCAAAUCGGCUCGCUAUGCCGAAGU
This is a messenger RNA of Anopheles darlingi, 3852 nucleotides long. It is a transcript of the gene rb, whose product is annotated as AP-3 complex subunit beta-2. Gene Ontology annotation, cellular component: membrane coat; AP-3 adaptor complex. Lineage: Eukaryota; Metazoa; Arthropoda; Insecta; Diptera; Culicidae. The transcript is spliced from 4 exons. Bases 170 to 3718 code for a protein of 1182 amino acids. Gene Ontology annotation, biological process: intracellular protein transport; vesicle-mediated transport. The record is from RefSeq and is a predicted model, not a curated record.